This is a messenger RNA of Metarhizium brunneum ARSEF 3297, 1497 nucleotides long. RefSeq lists its product as uncharacterized. The record is from RefSeq and is a predicted model, not a curated record. NCBI's taxonomy places the organism in Eukaryota, Fungi, Ascomycota, Sordariomycetes, Hypocreales, Clavicipitaceae.
AUGAUGAGGGCUACUACGCGACUGAAUCGCCUCUACGUCUCACACCUCCAGGGAUGUCCAGUAUCAUGCCUUGCAGCGGAUGAUAUUGAAGCAGAUGUUGAUAUCUACAGAUCAGGAGGGGCGGAUGUAUGCCCUCUGACAGAUCCUUGCUUUCUGGUGCCGGCCGUGUUGAAUUGUCUCAGAGAAUCUACUCAAUACCGGAAGAUAACGGAGGUUGUGCCAGGUGAAGCCGACCACUUUUGCGCAGCUAAUGUCUCAAAGUACGGUGGUGUCUUGAUCACGUCUGACUCUGAUUUGCUUGUACACAAUCUUGGGGAAGGACAAGUCGCUUUCUUCCGAGACUUACACGCCGAAUCCGGACACUGCUUCAAGUUUCUAAGCUUUGCACCCAGGCAGAUAUUUGACAAGGUUGGCUUGGCGUACCCCGAAAAAGCAAUACAACUGGCAUAUGAACGCAAAAUGGUCCCUCAGGCAACUCUUUCACGAUUAAUCGAUAUUUGCUCGAAACCAGCACCACUAUCUGCUGAUUAUAUUGAAUUUGUAGAAAACUAUACUACAUCUGAGGAAGUUGUUUGCUUGCAGAAAGUUGGAUUGGAAGUACCUAAUCUGAACGAUUUGGAUCCCAGAGUGUCUGAGCUUGUCCUGGAAUUUUACUCAAGACGCUCCGGCAUGUCUAUGAACUCCUCGAUCAGGAUGUUUCUGCCUCCGUUGACGGAAUGUCCAGGUCUGAGAAGCGCCUGGGACAAAAGCACCCCAAUACGUCAACUUGCAUAUUCUAUUGGAAGCCAUAUUCUUCCUCGAAAUGACGGAUGCCUUCAAGUUCGGGAAUUUAGGCGGGUCGAGAGCAUCUCGCAUGCUGGUCGUCAAGUAAGGCUUUUGCCUACCAAUCUCAUGCGAGAGUAUUUGGACGAUAUUUUAUCAUGCGCAGAGUGUUGCGGGGCUGAUAUCCAGCGUGAUGGUAUUAAAUUUUGGGUUUUUUUGGCAAUGGCUCUGGACAAGUUGGAAUCCAUUCGGAAAGGGGAAGAAACGCUCACGGAGACUAUUGACAAAUACUUUGUCGGCCUGACCGCAAAAUCGGGGGAUACCAGUGUGGCAUGGGGUAUUGUCCACAUUGCAGCACAGAUGCAGGGGACGCUGUACUCACUUCGCGUCCUUCAGCAAAUGUUACGCUCGGUAUUCAGUCCCGAAAUAGAUGAAGCCCUUCCAGAGGUUACAGGACUAUACACAAUGCUGUCCGAAUUGAUACCCGUGGAACUCUACCCUUGUACAACUGAUCUCCUUAGAAUCGCACGAGAACUUCAGAAAAGCAGAUCACUGUAUGCCCUCGAUGCAUUUUUGACUAAAAAGUUCUGCGGGAAUGAAUCUCUUGACAACGAGGGUGAGGAGAUCGAAUCAACUCUGACUGAUGACUCCGAGUCCGCUUUGUCUGCUAAGAGCGGCACAAACACGAACAACGAUGAGAAUAAUCCCUUUAGCGUUUUGAGCUUGGAAGGUUAG